UUAAAAAACCUUGCACACAACACUAUUCUCUUCUCUUACAAUUCAAUCAUCUUCUUUUUCUUCCAACUCUGGCUGACAAAGCUAUGAAGGACUUAAUCCGCAAACUCUCAGCCAAAUUGCGGAGAAACCACACUAUCCUAAGAUCCGACUCAACCCUGCAGGACAGACUAUUACAAAAGAAUGACGUCCCAGAGGGUCAUGUGCCGGUGUAUGUAGGAGAGGAGAUGAAGCUGUUUGUGAUCAACGCGGAGCUGCUGAACCAUCCAGUUUUCGUCAACCUCUUAAACCGGGCUGCUCAAGAGUAUGGUUAUCAACACGAAGGAGUGCUUCGAAUCCCCUGCAAGGUCGCCGUGUUUGAACGAGUUCUUGAAGUGCUUCGACGCAAUGGUGACUCGAGUGUACUUCAUGACAUUCUCAGUUCCGAUGAGUUGUUUUAGGAGAAAGUCGGAAAUUAGGGAAUGAAUGACUGAAAAGCUAGUAAUAUCAGUUUGUAAUUUCUGGCUUUUUUGUCUUUGGGUAAUUGUAAAGACAAUUUUAAGUGUUACUUUUUAGUUUGUGGAUAAUUUUCAUGCAUCAUCGGUGUUAAGCAAGU
This is a messenger RNA of Medicago truncatula (barrel medic), 592 nucleotides long. Its product is annotated as auxin-responsive protein SAUR71. Gene Ontology annotation, biological process: response to auxin. The transcript has a single exon. Lineage: Eukaryota; Viridiplantae; Streptophyta; Magnoliopsida; Fabales; Fabaceae. Bases 84 to 437 code for a protein of 117 amino acids. The record is from RefSeq and is a predicted model, not a curated record.